AGCUAUUUCUCUUCAAGAAUAUACGGCAAAAUGGUAUCUCAGAAUUGUCAAAUCCUGGGCCUCGUUCUGGCACUGAUUGGAUUUGUGGGCACCAUCAUCAUCUGUGGUUUACCGGCCUGGAAGAUGACGGCUUUCAUCGGAGCCAACAUCGUGACGUUCCAGUAUUACUGGGAAGGCUUAUGGAUGGAUUGCGUGAUUCAAACCACAGGCCAGAUGCAGUGCAAGGUCUACGACUCCAUGCUCAUUCUUCCUAUCCAUCUGCAGGCAGCUCGAGCCUUGAUCAUCGUCGCCCUUGUUUUUGGAAUCAUUGGAAUUAUUGCAACCAUCAUGGGUGGAAAAUGCACCAAUUUUGUACAGGAUGAGAAUGCAAAGGCUAGGAUUGCCAUCGCUAGUGGGAUCGUCUUCAUCAUCACAGGGAUUCUCGUUCUCAUUCCAGUGUGCUGGACCACAAAUGCUGUUAUCAGGGAAUUUUACAACCCUACCAUUCCAGAUGGCCAAAAGAAGGAACUGGGACCUUGCCUUUAUAUCGGGAUAUACGGCAAAAUGGUAUCCCAGAAAUGUCAAAUCCUGGGCCUCAUUCUGGCACUGAUUGGAUUUGUGGGCACCAUCGUCAUCUGCGGUUUACCGGCUUGGAAGAUGACGGCUUUCAUUGGAGCCAACAUCGUGACAUUCCAGUAUUACUGGGAAGGAUUAUGGAUGGAUUGUGUGGUUCAAAUGACAGGCCAGAUGCAGUGCAAGGUCUACGACUCCAUGCUCAUUCUUCCUAUCCAUCUGCAGGCAGCUCGAGCCUUGAUCAUCGUCGCCCUUGUUUUUGGAAUCAUUGGAAUUAUCGUAACCGUCAUGGGUGGCAAAUGCACCAAUUUUGUACAGGACGAGAAUGCAAAGGCUAGGAUCGCCAUCGCUAGUGGGAUCGUCUUCAUCAUCACAGGGAUUCUCGUUCUCAUUCCAGUGUGCUGGACCACAAACGCUGUUAUCAGGGAAUUUUACAACCCUACCAUUCCAGAUGGCCAAAAGAAAGAACUGGGACCUUGCCUUUAUAUCGGGUUUGGAAGUGCUGCACUGCUCAUUGCAGGAGGAGCUCUCCUCUGUAGCUCAUGUCCACCAAACGAUGAGCCUUCCUAUCAUGUGAAAUACUCUCCUGCCAAGUCUACAAUGAGCAGCAACAAGGUUUAUGUGUAAGACGGACACGCAUUUGGUCUUUGGGUUACUUUAAAGGACUGGUAAAAUGAUCGGGAAACUAAAUCAAAGAACUUCUUAGCACUAUCCUUUGCGUAUUAGCCCAAAGUCUAUUGGUCUAUCAGUGGUAUGUAAAGUGCUCCCAGAAAUGUGUUGAUGUGGAGAAAUUUCACUCAUAUACAAAACAUCAUGCAACAAGAAUUUUACACAAAAUCAAGACUUGUAAAUUGUAAUCAUUUUCUGUCAGCUCUUUUGUAGAAUCUCGCAAUCAUUCGAUUUAAAGAAAAUUAUUAUGAAAGCAGCACAUGCUAGAAUAAUAUUUAUAAUUCAGUAAUAAUAUUUAAUUUUAAUAUAUUAGGAUUUGUUUAUUUGUUAAUGAUGUUACUUUGCAUUCUCUGGUAUCAGAUUCAAGAAAUCUCAUUUUGCUAAAAUCAGAAAUUAUGGGUUUGAAGCGAACUUGUCAGAUUUCUGUGUUCAGGAAUCAAUCAAUCUUCUGUAUUUUACACACCUUCGAAAAUAUUAAGGCUGUUUUUGUCAGGGGGAAUCAAUA
Messenger RNA from Hemibagrus wyckioides, 1726 nucleotides. Its product is annotated as claudin-4-like. Gene Ontology annotation, cellular component: bicellular tight junction; plasma membrane. The record is from RefSeq and is a predicted model, not a curated record. Bases 31 to 1179 code for a protein of 382 amino acids. The transcript is spliced from 2 exons. Gene Ontology annotation, biological process: cell adhesion; bicellular tight junction assembly. NCBI's taxonomy places the organism in Eukaryota, Metazoa, Chordata, Actinopteri, Siluriformes, Bagridae. Gene Ontology annotation, molecular function: structural molecule activity.